Messenger RNA from Dendronephthya gigantea, 547 nucleotides. RefSeq names its product prefoldin subunit 2-like. The transcript has 3 exons. Lineage: Eukaryota; Metazoa; Cnidaria; Anthozoa; Malacalcyonacea; Nephtheidae. The coding region runs from base 12 to 467 and encodes 151 amino acids. Gene Ontology annotation, cellular component: prefoldin complex; cytoplasm. Gene Ontology annotation, biological process: protein folding. The record is from RefSeq and is a predicted model, not a curated record. Gene Ontology annotation, molecular function: protein folding chaperone.
CUGAAAACAAGAUGGCGUCCAAAAGUGGGAACAACGGCACGAAAAUUGUGAAUAAAGGAAGCAAGGGAAGCUUAACACAAGAACAGAUAAUUUUUAAUUUUAAUCAACUAAGACAGGAACAAAGAAACCUUAUCUCUAAAAUGAACGAGCUAGAAAUGGAUCAGUCGGAACAUAGUAUGGUGAUAGAGAACUUAAAGGAUAUUGCUCCGGAACGAAAAUGUUUUCGCAUGAUUGGAGGAGUUUUGGUUGAAAGGACUGUAAAAGAUGUGCUACCAGCAUUAACCAGUAACAGAGAUCAGAUCAAAGGUCUUAUAGAGAAAUUAAAAAGUCAGCUACAAGCUAAAUCUGAAGAGCUUAAUAAUUUUAAGGAAACACAUAACAUCAGAUCUCAGGGAGAAAAGCAACAAACUGAACAGCAAAAAGAAGAGAAAACUAGUGGGGUACUUGUGCCAGAAACAGACAAAUAGUGGUUUGAUUGUUAGUCCCUAGGACAUUUAAAAUGUGUAAAAAUGCCUACCAGUUAUCUUUGAAUAGAUAUAGUUAACUA